Uloborus diversus is the source of this 762-nucleotide messenger RNA. RefSeq names its product PC3-like endoprotease variant B. Gene Ontology annotation, cellular component: Golgi membrane; trans-Golgi network. NCBI's taxonomy places the organism in Eukaryota, Metazoa, Arthropoda, Arachnida, Araneae, Uloboridae. Gene Ontology annotation, biological process: protein processing. The coding region runs from base 1 to 762 and encodes 253 amino acids. The transcript has 5 exons. The record is from RefSeq and is a predicted model, not a curated record. Gene Ontology annotation, molecular function: serine-type endopeptidase activity.
AUGAGUUUAGAAGGAGUUAGAAUUUUGAAUGGUCCUUUGACCGAUGCGCAAGAAGCCAUUGCGUUGGUACACGCCCUGGAAGUAGUGGACAUCUACACUGCCUCCUGGGGACCGGAAGACAAGGGCAACGCCAUAGGAGGACCUGGACAUCUGACCAGAAAGGCCAUCCUGAAAGGAGUGACACAAGGUCGUCGAGGCAAGGGGGCCAUCUAUGUGUGGGCGGCAGGAAACGGCGGCGCUUACUUGGACAACUGCAACCUCGACGGCUACGCAUCUAGUCCCUUCACGGUGACAGUGGGGGCCCUGGGGCCGGAAGGGCGCAGCGCAUUCUAUUCGGAGCACUGCGCGGCGGUCCUUGCCUCUGUCUAUGUGGGAGGGCCCCAUUAUCCCCCCUCCAAAGAAGACCUGGAAAAAGAAAGGCAAAAGCCGAAAGUGGUCGUUCCGGAAGGAAGAGGGAAAUGCAGACAGACAUUCCAAGGAACUUCCGCAGCUGCACCCCUCGCGGCUGGAGCCAUUGCACUUCUACUACAGGCAAACCCUUCUCUCGGAUGGCGGGACGUACAGCACAUCAUUCUCAACACCUGCCGCAUACCUUCCCCUGAAGAACACGGCUGGUUGUGGAAUGCGGCAGGCUUCCAUUUCCACCCCAAGAUCGGCUGCGGCGCCCUCGAUGUCGACAGGAUGGUCGCGUCAGCUAUUCACUGGAAGCCAGUUGGUCGCUUGAAAACGUGGAAGAGUCCACCAGUAAAGGGCAAAAAGUAA